Neoarius graeffei (lesser salmon catfish) is the source of this 7351-nucleotide messenger RNA. RefSeq names its product progestin and adipoQ receptor family member VII, b (gene paqr7b). The transcript is spliced from 2 exons. The record is from RefSeq and is a predicted model, not a curated record. Gene Ontology annotation, cellular component: plasma membrane. Gene Ontology annotation, biological process: response to steroid hormone. Lineage: Eukaryota; Metazoa; Chordata; Actinopteri; Siluriformes; Ariidae. The coding region runs from base 198 to 1262 and encodes 354 amino acids. Gene Ontology annotation, molecular function: steroid binding; nuclear steroid receptor activity.
CAAGAAGUCUGGUUCUGCUCGUGUCUGACCGGAGCCUCACACACCCUCAGGAAAUUAUUAAAUCAACAAAUACUUAGCUUUCAUCAUGUUUAUGUUUCAAGUCUUCACAAAAGCGUACAGAGGGUCGUGUGUGAAUCUGUUUUCGCUGAUUGGCUCGUGAAAAGAUCCCAGUGUUUUCAGCUUUAUUUGCCUUUACCAUGGCGACCGUGGUGAUGGAGCAGAUUGGCCGUUUGUUUAUAAACGUGCAGCAACUGCGUCAGAUCCCUCAGCUGCUUGAAUCUGCCUUUCCCACGUUGCCAUGCACUGUGAGCAUCAGCGAUGUGCCCCGCGUCUUCAGGGAGACACACGUCCUCACAGGCUACCGGCCAGUUGACCACAGCUGGCGCUAUUACUUCCUCUCGCUCUUCCAGCGGCAUAACGAGACGGUAAAUGUGUGGACACACUUAAUAGCCUCGCUUGUCAUACUCGUCAAGAUCAGGGAAGUGUCAGAGACUGUGGACUUCCUGCGUGACCCACAUGCGCAGCCACUCUUCAUCGGUCUCCUCACUGCGUUCACUUACCUGGCCUGCAGCACUCUCGCCCACCUGCUCUCUGCCAAGUCUGAGCUCUCCAAUUACACUUUCUACUUCCUGGACUAUGUGGGCGUAGCUGUGUACCAGUACGGAAGUGCCCUGGUGCAUUUCUAUUACGCAGUGGAAGAAACAUGGCAUGCUUACAUUCGAGGCUUCUUCUUACCUACUGCUGCUUUUAUGGCAUGGCUCUCGUGUGCCGGUUGCUGCUAUGGCAAGUAUGCCAGUCGGCGCUUGCGCAGGUUCGGCCACAAGUUCUGUCAGAUGAUGCCCUCAGCACUGGCCUACUGCUUCGAUAUCAGCCCGGUGGUGCAUCGCAUUUACACGUGCUACAGUUCACAGCAGGUUUGCUCCGACCCAGCUGUAACUUUCCACUUUUAUCAGAUCCUCUUCUUUCUGGUCAGUGCCUUCUUCUUCUCUUACCCUCAUCCAGAGUGCUGGUUCCCUGGGCACUGCGACUUUAUUGGCCAGGGCCACCAGAUCUUUCACGUGUUUCUCGUAUUGUGCACGCUGAUGCAGAUUGAGGCCGUGCGCUUGGACUACACUGAGCGAAGGCCCUUGUAUGAGCGCCUGCACGGUGACUUGGCUCAUGAUGCUGCAGCUCUCUUCGUCUUCACAACAUGCUGCAGCGCCCUCACCGCUUUCUACGUGCGGAAGCGAGUGAAAGCCUAUCUUGAGGAAAAAGAAGAAUAACCUGUCACCAUUAAAAAGCAGGAGUGAGGAGACUUGGGAAGGCAAGAAUUGAGUGGGAGAAUUUGCGCAAAUGAUUGCACUGGUAUACUAAGUACAUUGAAAGUAAUGGACCUGCUGUCAUUUCUUCACAUUUUUGGGGGUGGGGAAGGGAAUUAGAGUGUGAACCUUGUAUUUGUUGGAUGGACUAACAAGAUGUAUUUUUAAUCAGUGAUGUACUGUUCAUAACAUUUGCAGUUUCAAACACAGAGGAAGACAGGAAACGAAAUGAGUAGAGAGAUUUUAGUCUGAUAAAAUCGACCGUGACAGCUUCUGAAAGUUCCGUUGCAUGAAUAUGUGAUCUUCUUUUGUGGGUGCAGAGGUACUGUGGACUGAAUUGUAAAAAUGUUGAUGGACUAAAAUUCUGACUUCAGCUCAGAUGGCGUACUAUGCAUAUUGUGUUGUGAGCAACGUAUUCACAUUCUGAAACCUGAAAUAUAGUGAACUAUUAAUACCUUGAUAGACUAAAAUCUCUGAAAAAGGUGUGGACACUUUUUGCACUCAAUGGUCGCAUCACAGAGCCACCAGGGAGUGCUGUAGAUUGUUUUACUGAAAAGCAGACACAAUUGAGAACAACUUUUGACACAAAUUUAAAGGAGACAAUUUUUUGUUAAAAAAACUUGUUCCCUCUGCUGUUUUGGUGUAAAGUACUGCGUGAUAAAGGUAGCCCUUACUGUCACAAAUACAGUACAGUGAAGAAGCCUUGCUCAAGGUCCAGCAGUGGGAGCUUUGGAAAAUGCUGGGAUUUGAAAUCAGUACCUUCUGAUCAGUUGACUAAAACCUUAACAGUUGAGCCACCACUGCCUUCGUAAGCUAGUGUUUGAUUUGAGACAUUACACCCUUACAAAAAUUCAGUACUACUUACAGAGUGGGCUGCACGGUGGUGUAAUGGUUAGCGCUGUCGCCUCACAGCAAGAAGGUCCGGGUUCGAGCCCCGUGGCCAGUGAGGGCCUUUCUGUGCAGAGUUUGCAUGUUCUCCCCGUGUCCGCGUGGGUUUCCUCCGGGUGCUCCGGUUUCCCCCACAGUCCAAAGACAUGCAGGUUAGGCUAACUGGUGGCUCUAAAUUGAGUGUGAAUGGUUGUCUGUGUCUAUGUGUCAGCCCUGUGAUGACCUGGCGACUUGUCCAGGGUGUACCCCGCCUUUCACCCGUAGUCAGCUGGGAUAGGCUCCAGCUUGCCUGCGACCCUGUAGAACAGGAUAAAGUGGCUACAGAUAAUGAGAUGAGACUUACAGAGUGUAUGGUGUGGUACUGUUUUUUAAAAAUUUUGUCCUGCAGAAAUAGAAAGUCCCAUCCUACUCUUCCAGAAAGUUUGACCAAUCCCUCCUGGUCCUGCAGUUAUGUUUGCACCUUCCUACUAUAUUUACUAAUGAACUUAGUUGGGUACGUUUCCCAAAAUAUAAAUAAAUUAGUAAUUGAAACCGCUGUACCCCUGCCCGGAUAAAAUAGUUACAGAACAUGAAUGAUUGAAAAUGGUAAAUUCAUUACACAGUGCAGCCCUGCGAUAACCUGGCGACUUGUCCAGGGUGUACCCCGCCUCUCGCCCAUAGUCAGCUGGGAUAGGCUCCAGCUUGCCUGCGACCCUGUAGGACAGGAUAAGCGGCUACAGAUAAUGGAUGGAUGGGUGGCAUUACACAGUGCCACAUGAGCAAUCAACUUGCUCCCAUGCCAAUGGAUGUGGCCUUAAUCUCAUAUGCUUCACAUCCGACAACCCUCUUCUGUCUGUGUGAAAGUAAAAAAAAAAGGCAAACGGUCGCUCCCAUGACUUGUUUGUCGGGUUUCGCAGGAUCCCAGUCCUGACGCACACGUCUUGUAGUAUUGCAUAGUACGCCAUUUGAGACAUAACUCUAGUCUUAAAAAAGCCAAUCAAAUUUUGCACACCAUCCAUGUUCGAAUUUUAAAACAUUCUCAGCGUGACACUCCUGAUCACGUUUGUAUAGCAUCAGGUAGCAGCAUGAGAAAUGAGUUCUGGAAUAAGUUUGACUCAGUAAGCUCACUUUAUCGGUGCUUUAAAGGGUAUUUAGGGCAUGACUGCAACAAGGACGUUUCAAAUCAGUUUUUACAUCCUUAGAUUGGCAGAAAAUAACAAUACCAGUUCUGCUUUACUGCAUCAUACAGUAUAUAUGUAAGUUAUAAAAAGCUUGAAGCUGACUGGUAACUCUUUCAUUCACCAACUGUUGCUCAUAAGCAUCUGUAAACUUGGAAAAUUCUCCAUAAUUGUGUGAAUGCAAUCCCUGAGUGUCGUGUGUGCCUCUAAAUACUGCCACUUGAUGUUGCCCUGACAGAAAUCAAUAUGCCUGUUCUUUUCAGAAGGCCCAUGUGUCAGUAUGCUUUAUAGUCACGCUUAUGGCUGAUAGGGUUCUACUUCAUACUGUAGUAAAACAGGAUAGUUUUCAUAUUCUCUACUUUUUUGAGAAUGAAAAGAUAGAAAGACUCGACAAGAUGAGAUGAACUAUGUAUAAACUUGAAAGCCCAUCAAAUGUUGAUUGAAUUGAUUUGCUAUUGAUGUUUACCUUAUGAUGUCAGUGAUUAACAUUUGGUCACAGAGGCUUUAGAGAAACAGACUGCAUGCCCUUGAUCAUGUAAUUAAGUGAUGCCUGCUUUUGUCAUCAAGAUGUUAUUUUGGAACCCAAAGGGCUACAAGUGUUGAAUUUUGCCUUUGAACACUUCACGAUGUCAAUGCCGUUGUGCAUAUUGUUACCUGGGUGAUGUGUUUAGUGUUGCAGUGUGUUUUAAUGUGCCUGAAUACUUGCAUGCAUCUAUGUGGGCCAGUGAACAUACAGGUGUGGUUUCUAGUUAAUACACCAUUUAGCUGCUUGUGAUAAUAAAUGCAGUACGAGAGUGCAUAAUGCUUACAAGUGUAUUGGAGUCCUACCUUAUACCUACACUCAUUGGCUUUUUUGUUAUCACACUAGUCUGCACCUUGUAGAUAUAUCAUUGACUGAGGUCCAUGCUUUUUUCAGCCUGCCUGCCGCUAUUAUCACUGGAAAGGGACCACAACAGGACCACUAGACUUUCUCAGACUAGACUAAAUACUAUUUGAGUGCUGGAUUUUUCUCAGCAUAACAGGGAUGCUGACAUGUUGGUGGCACUGAUAUGAAUGUAUCAAGGCAGCAGUGUUGCGUUGAGACAGGGCUUGAGUCAGCAAUCACACAUCUACACUUGCAAGUGCAUGCAGCUGAUAAAAUGGCCAAUGAGUGUAGUUACAAGGUAGUUCAAUUCAAUAAUAAACUGGCAAAUACAACCCCGAGUCCAAAAAAGUUGGGACAAAGUACAAAUUGUAAAUAAAAACGGAAUGCAAUGAUGUGGAAGUUUCAAAAUUCCAUAUUUUAUUCAGAAUAGAACAUGGAUGACAUAUCAAAUGUUUAAACUGAGAAAAUGUAUCAUUUAAAGAGAAAAAUUAGGUGAUUUUUAAAUUUCAUGACAACAACAUAUCUCAAAAAAGUUGGGACAAGGCCAUGUUUGCCACUGUGAGACAUCCCCUUUUCUCUUUACAACAGUCUGUAAACGUCUGGGGACUGAGGAGACAAGUUGCUCAAGUUUAGGGAUAGGAAUGUUAACCCAUUCUUGUCUAAUGUAGGAUUCUAGUUGCUCAACUGUCUUAGGUCUUUUUUGUCGUACCGCAUCUUCCGUUUUAUGAUGUGCCAAAUGUUUUCUAUGGAUGAAAGAUCUGGACUGCAGGCUGGCCAGUUCAGUACCCGGACCCUUCUUCUACGCAGCCAUGAUGCUGUAAUUGAUGCAGUAUGUGGUCUGGCAUUGUCAUGUUGGAAAAUGCGAGGUCUUCCCUGAAAGAGACGUCGUCUGGAUGGGAGCAUAUGUUGCUCUAGAACCUGGAUAUACCUUUCAGCAUUGAUGAUGUCUUUCCAGAUGUGUAAGCUGCCCAUGCCACACACACUAAUGCAACCCCAUACCAUCAGAGAUGCAGGCUUCUGAACUGAGCGCUGAUAACAACUUGGGUCGUCCUUCUCCUCUUUAGUCCGAAUGACACGGUGUCCCUGAUUUCCAUCAAGAACUUCAAAUGUUGAUUUGUCUGACCACAGAACAGUUUUCCACUUUGCCACAGUCCAUUUUAAAUGAGCCUUGGCCCAGAGAAGACGUCUGCGCUUCUGGAUCAUGUUUAGAUACGGCUUCUUCUUUGAACUAUAGAGUUUUAGCUGGCAACGGCGGAUGGCACAGUGAAUUGUGUUCACAGAUAAUGUUCUCUGGAAAUAUUCCUGAGCCCAUUUUGUGAUUUCCAAUACAGAAGCAUGCCUGUAUGUGAUGCAGUGCCGUCUAAGGGCCCGAAGAUCAUGGGCACCCAGUAUGGUUUUCCGGCCUUGACCCUUACGCACAGAGAUUCUUCCAGAUUCUCUGAAUCUUUUGAUGAUAUUAUGCACUGUAGAUGAUGAUAUGUUCAAACUCUUUGCAAUUUUACACUGUCGAACUCCUUUCUGAUAUUGCUCCACUAUUUGUCGGCGCAGAAUUAGGGGGAUUGGUGAUCCUCUUCCCAUCUUUACUUCUGAGAGCCGCUGCCACUCCAAGAUGCUCUUUUUAUACCCAGUCAUGUUAAUGUUCUAUUGCCAAUUGACCUAAUGAGUUGCAAUUUGGUCCUCUAGCUGUUCCUUUUUUGUACCUUUAACUUUUCCAGCCUCUUAUUGCCCCUGUCCCAACUUUUUUGAGAUGUGUUGCUGUCAUGAAAUUUCAAAUGAGCCAAUAUUUGGCAUGAAAUUUCAAAAUAUCUCACUUUCGACAUUUGAUAUGUUGUCUGUGUUCUAUUGUGAAUACAAUAUCAGUUUUUGAGAUUUGUAAAUUAUUGCAUUCCGUUUUAAUUACAAUUUGUACUUUGUCCCAACUUUUUUGGAAUCGGGGUUGUAAAUGAUAGAAAGCAUUUCCCUUAAUUAGUUUUGCUUUUAGUUUUGGCGCACGUUCUUUUACAUUUAACAUUCUGGUCAUGCCAUUAAAUUGAAGAUUAUUAUUAUUAUUAUUAUUAUUAUUAUUAUUUGUGAUGGAUAACAUGUUACCUGAUGUUGGCUCAGUUUCCCAAAAGAUUUGUAGCACAAAGAAGUGCAAAAUGAACCAUCACUUUGAACACUCUAUAACAGAGAUUUGCAACUCUGCAGUGCUUUUGGGAAACUGAGCGUUUUUGGUGUACGAAUCAUGUGUUAUGUAGCGUAUCUGCACCAGCAGUGUACAAUAAGUAUGAUGUCACUGAUGGAUGGACUCACAGCCUGAGGAUGUAAUUGACUGUCUCAUGAAGUCUAAUUAAGUGACUGACUGUUGGACCAAUGAUGAUUUCUGUGGCAAGAAUACAGUAUGUGCCAUAAAAUGACUGCAGAAAUAAUCAGUUUACCACGUUUAUUAGUUACUGGGACAAAUUUGUACUAUGUAAUAUUAACAGAGGAAAAUGUGUAUUGUUAUUACAAAAAAACGCACAGUUAAUACUGUAAUUUUUUUUUCUUAAAAUGCCGCUUAUUUAGCCUGUGUGUGAGAAAAGCUACCGUACAUGCUUCAGGACUUUAUUAAAUCCUAAAAGGAAGAUGGACAUGUUACGGGGAAGCAAAAAGCUGGCACCAUGUCAGUGUGGAUACAACAAUAAUGAGGUCAUCACCAGGCACAAACAGCCUGUCAGGAUCUAGCUUAAUGUUUUUAAUGGGAAAACCCCACUACAUAUUACUGACACAACUAAACUGUGAAAUUGAUUUAACAUUUAUUCUGGUUCAGAAAAGAAUCUGAACAGAUUUUAGAAUACUUCUGUUUUAAUAAAUUACAUUAGUAAAUUGAAUUCAAGUUGGGGUUUGUGUUCUAGUCAGGAAUAGACAUACAUCAUAGGAAAGCUUAGCUAGGAAAGGAAAGUGUUUAGUAUCUCACUGAGGUUAGCAAUGUUUUGUGCUCUGGAGCUCAGCAUUAAACUCUGCUCUCUCUCUAACACUCAUAUGCCAUUCUGUAGAGACGCAAGGGGGAGUAAACAUGCCUGGAGUCUGUUUUAAACAGAGCAACAACAAUGAAACUAACAAUGUAUAAAAUGACUAAUGUUGCAUUGUGCAAUUAAAAUAAAUAAACAAGUGUCGUCCUGUUA